Messenger RNA from Ambispora leptoticha, 177 nucleotides. The record is from the annotation of a GenBank genome assembly. NCBI's taxonomy places the organism in Eukaryota, Fungi, Glomeromycota, Glomeromycetes, Archaeosporales, Ambisporaceae.
AUGGACGCAAUGUUUACACAUCCGAACUGCUUCAAAAACAUCCUUGAUGAACGGGCUAAAAAUCCGUUCUUUGCCGGAAUUCGGAGUAUUUACAAACUUUCCAGCAGAGAAAUCUUUUCGGAAAAACAUUACCUUUGUGCGGAUGAAAUUCAUUCAUUGCAUUUUAGAGCUACGUGA